This is a messenger RNA of Mirounga angustirostris (Northern elephant seal), 2399 nucleotides long. It is a transcript of the gene TCTN1, whose product is annotated as tectonic family member 1. Gene Ontology annotation, cellular component: MKS complex. The transcript has 15 exons. NCBI's taxonomy places the organism in Eukaryota, Metazoa, Chordata, Mammalia, Carnivora, Phocidae. The record is from RefSeq and is a predicted model, not a curated record. The coding region runs from base 86 to 1852 and encodes 588 amino acids. Gene Ontology annotation, biological process: cilium assembly; protein localization to ciliary transition zone.
UUCCCGUAAUGCCCCGCGCCGAGCCGCCGCGGUUGCCAGGCAAUGCACCAUCCUUGGCGCCGGUCGCGUAGAGUUCCGCUCGGCCAUGGGGCCGCAGCGCCUCCCGCCGCUCCUGCUUAUGCUCCUGGAUUGCUGGGCCUCCGUGAGCGCCCAAAGCAGGGCAGCUCCGCCUGUGACGACGGAAGGCCUCAACUCUACGCAGGCAGCCGGGACGACUCUCCGACCCGCCUUGUCUCCUAGGCCCUCUGGAACCCCCAAGGCCCCCGUGCCCUCCACCGGCCCCAGGCCCACGCCGGUCACGGACGUUGCUGCUCUGUGUGUCUGUGACCUGGCUCCAGCACAGUGUGACGUCAACUGCUGUUGUGAUCCUGAUUGCAGCUCCAUGGAUUUCAGCGUUUUUUCUGCCUGUUCAGUUCCGAUUGUCACGGGCGAUAGUCACUUUUGUAGUCAAAAAGCAGCCAUCUACUCAUUGAAUUUUACAGCAAAUCCACCUCAAAGGGUAUUUAAACUUGUCGACCGGAUUAAUCCAUCUAUAUUCUGCAUUCAUAUUACAAACUAUAAACCCGCGUUAUUCUUUAUUAAUCCAGAAGUGCCUGAUGAAAAUAAUUUUGAUAAAUUGAUGAAAACAUCUGAUGGUUUUUCCUUGAAAGAAUCAGAGAUUUCUUUCGAAACCCAGUCGGACAUUCCAGCUACUGCUAAAUAUAAGUAUGGGGCUCGUCUGCAGACUUCAGAUUCAUUUUUGAGAUUUCCCUCUCCCCUUAUGUCAUCUCUGUGCACUGAUGAUAACCCUGCAGCAUUUCUGGUGAACCAAGCUGUUAAGUGCACCAGAAGGAUAAAUUUGGAACAGUGUGAAGAAAUUGAAGCCCUGGGCAUGGCUUAUUACAGCAGCCCUAAAAUUUUGAGGGUGCCUGGUUUAAGAACAAAGGCAGAGAUCCCUAUCACUGUUCAGUCCAUCCUCAUUCAGUCUCUGAAUAAAACGCUAACCCGACUGGAGGACUCGGUUGUAUUGAACCAGACUCUUGUUGAGGCUGGGGAUGUUAAAAUCUGCACUAAUGUCGUUCUUGAGGUCAAGUACAGCCUCACAUACACAGAGGCAGGGGAGAUAGCGCAGGCUGGCCUUGCUCUCCUUCUGGGGACAGUGAGCGGGCCAGUGGUUCCACUCGAGCAGAAGUUUGAAAUUCAUUUCAUUCAGCAAAAUACAAAGCCAAUUCCUCUCAGUGGAAACCCUGGUUAUGUUGUGGGGCUCCCAUUAGCUGCUGGAUUUCAGCCUCAGAAGGGAUCUGGGAUUAUUCAGACCAUGAACAGAUUUGGACAACUUACUAUUCUUCGUAGCACAGCCGAGCAAGACUGCUUAGCAGUCGAGGGGAUCCGGACCCCAGUAUUAUUUGGUUAUGAUAUGCAGUCUGGCUGUAAACUAAGACUGCCCAAAGCCAUCACGUGCCAGCUCGCAGUGCAGAAAGUGAAAAACCUCCUGAAGGGCCAAGGCUUCCCAGAUUAUGUGGCCCCUUUUGGAAAUUCGCAGGCCCAGGAUGUGUUGGACUGGGUACCGGUCCGCUUCAUCACCCAGGCAUCCCACAUGAAGGAUUCUUGCCAGCUCCCGAUGGCUUUGGUGAUAGAAGUGAAGUGGACUAAAUACGGGUCCUUACUGAAUCCACAGGCUAAAAUAGUAAAUGUGACUGCAAGUCUCCUCUCAUCCUCCUUUCCUGAGACCAACUCAGGAAAUGAGAGGACGGUUCUCCUUUCCACUGCGGUUGCUUUUGUGGAUGCAUCUGCCCCUGCGGAGGCAGGCUUCAGAGCUCGGCCAACCAUCAAUGCCAGGCUGCCGUUUAAUUUCUUCUUUCCGUUUGUUUGACGCCCCAUGGAAAUGAAUACAAAAAUAGCAAAGUAUUGUAUGUGAAAUCAUGCGUGCGAGUAGAGUACUCGGCCUCAUGAGGGGAUCUUCCCCCAGUGUCAUCUUCAUUACAUGGAGUCUUGGGUCUAAUUGCUGUUUCUGUGGCAGGCACUGGAGCUCUCCAUCUCGUGGUCUGUAUGGGAUGCUACAGAGUGGUUCCAAGCAGUUGAUGCUGGAAAGAAUAGAGUAGGAGGGCCCGAGGGGAGGAGUUUCUUUUAUACGUUAAUUGUACAGUAAUUGAGAAAAACGUUGUCAGGUGGCAGAACAAGGUAGAGCCAGUUAGAAGCUGGAGGCUGCAGAGGAGGGGGCUGGGUACCUGAGAACAACCUCUCUGGGGGAAUCUGCACGAAGAGGAGCUGUUAAGACUUUUCUAGAAUGGGCUAGUAGCUAAGGUAGCUUCCUUUUUUUCUUUUGUCUUUCAGAAUGCUCAUAUGAAAUGAUGCACUGGUUCCUCAUACAUGCGAAAUGUGAAAAGUACAUUUGAUGAGAUUAAAUUUUAUAUACAAGU